UAAUUUUACUUAUUCAUUUGAGUUGUCUUCACUCGUCAAUCAUCACGCGAAGGCCGAAAAGGCGAAACUGUAUAGGGUAUUAGGGUUUGUUCAUUUGAGUUGUCUUUUCUUCUCUCCAGUCUCCAGCCUUCGCCGCGCCUUUCACAGUCACAGCUCCAGUGUUCCACGCCUCCACCGCGUUGGGUUAAAGAGAACUGAGAACAUGACAAAUCUAGAGAACAUGCCAACAUUGGGGUCUUCCCAUCAACAAUCUGUUUCAAGCUCUCCUACUGCAAUUUCAAUAUCUGGUGCUACACAGAGCAAUCCGAGUAAUCCUAUUGCUAUUGAUGAUGAUCAACAAAAGACUGCAGAAGGUGGCCUGUUUGAGACGAAGAAAAGGAAAAAAACAUCUGCAGUUUGGUUGGAGUUCAAGGAUGUAAUGGGGAAAGAUGGAGUGAAGAGAGCAGAGUGCAUUCAUUGCAAGGCAAGGCUGGUUAUUAGUGGAGGCACUACCACUCAUUUCAAGAGGCAUCUAGAUGGAUGUACAAGACGGAAAGUAAAUUUGAAAUCACAGAAGAUGCUGAACUUGAUUCCAUCUCCAGUGAACAAGGAAGUAGGUAUUGUUUCUAAUUUUCAAUAUGAUCAAGGAAAAAUGAGAGAAUCAAUUGCACAUUUUAUUCUCAUGCAUGAGCAUCCUUUCACAAUUGUGGGGCAAGAGGGUUUUAAUUUAAUGAUGAAAACUAGCACCCCACAUUUUCAGGGCAUUAGUCGUGCUACUGCUAAAAAUGAUUGUAUGGCUGUGUAUGAGAUGAUGAAAAUUAAGUUGAAGGCAACGUUGAAGAAUGUGAACAAAAUUAGCUUGACUACUGAUCGUUGGAGAUCAAAUCAACAAAUAGAGUAUAUGGUGGUUACUGGGCAUUUUGUUGAUGUCGAUUGGAAAUCUGCAUGGGGUAAAGGAGAAAGCAUCUAAAACUGAAGACAUGCCUCAAGAGGUUGUGUUGCCUAUUUGAUGGAGGAAUGAAAAGUUUCAUUUUGCAUUUGAUGGUCAAUUGGUGUUUUUUUGGACUUUUUAUUUUUAUUUUUAUGAAUGUAUCAUGUAUGAAUGAUUAAUUUGGUGAACUCUGGUUUGUAAAACUAUUAAUGAUUAUGUUUAAACUUGA
Molecule: messenger RNA, 1139 nt
Organism: Tripterygium wilfordii
Lineage: Eukaryota; Viridiplantae; Streptophyta; Magnoliopsida; Celastrales; Celastraceae
Product: zinc finger BED domain-containing protein RICESLEEPER 4-like
Exons: 4
Coding region: 203-949 (248 amino acids)
Molecular function (GO): DNA binding
Source: RefSeq, a predicted model, not a curated record